GUGCCUCUUAAAAAAAGAGACUCUCAGACGGUAAUCGUUUUGAAUGAAUUCUUCUCCGUUCACCAGCGUCCUCUCGGCGCUCGUUGUAAAAAUUUGAACAGCGGACGACGUCGUAUUUAAUGCAUAAGGAGCACCAGGAGGUGCUAAGUAGCCGAGGGAUAGAGAAAAUUAGGGCUCCGCGGAUCACCUAGACCUGUCCUCCAUCCGGUGAUGGCGUCUGAUUCCUCAAGGACGCGAAUCGAUCAGUUCUUUGCAUCGAGGAAGAGGAAAUCUCUAUCACCUGGUCUCAAGUCUGGAAGAGUUGGAAAAAAUGCAAAAGUAACAGUCUGUUCGCCUAGUGCCAAGGGUAGUUUGGACGAUUAUUUGAAAGUCCCACUGGAUGAUAACAAUGCUGCAAAGUCUUCGUACAAAGCUUCUGGAUCAUUAACUAGGAAGGAUGCAGUUAAAAGAACUUUGGUUUCAGAGAUCAACAAAUUGCCUGAGGCUGACAAAGAGAAAAAACAGGCCUCUAUACCCACUCACAUACACAUGGAAGCUUCAGGAGUAGAAGGAACUCUGAAGAGAGCAUCUCAAAAUUCUGGAGCCCAAGAUUUUGUAAAAGGUUGCUCAGUUUCCACUGACGACGCAGAAAACUUGGAACUAAAGCAGUUUGCCACUGAUUUUUUGUCUCUUUAUUGUAGUGAACUUCAGUCAAGUUUAAUCUCAUGUUCAGGAUCAGAGGCAAAUGAUUAUAAGAUACUAGGUAGCCCGUCUCUGAUGGUUGGAGAAGAUAAAGCAUCCAAGAAAAAGAAUUCUAUGUCCAGUCAGUUACAAGCAGACAACCUUAUGGCUUAUCCUAAUCAGAAGAAUCUCAAAAAUAUGCCUUCUGGUUUUACUUAUAAAAUCAAGGAAUUUGCAUGCAGUUCACUGAAACAGUACUGCUGUUGGCAUACUGGGCAGGUGAUUGACAGUGAGGUUCCCAUUGAUCUUCCAUCUAGCUUGAGAAAGUGCAAUAAAGCAUCUAAAUCAUUUGUAAAUACCAAUGAAUGCCACACACCUGGAUCAUCCAUUAUUAAAAUGUGUGCUCUUGAGACCCCAAAGUCUGCUCGUGGAAGCUCCAUAUUUUCACCUGGAGAAGGUUUCUGGAAUGAAGCAAUUCAAGUUGCUGAUGGCUUGUUCCUUCAAACUGAUAGCUUUGCUGCCGCAGAAAUCAAAUAUGGAAAUAACCAAUAUGAGACAAAUAAUUCAUACAGUUUAAAGAAUAUGGAUUGCGAUGAAAAGAUGAAGAUACCUGCUGAAGGUGAGAGCAGAGUUCAAGGUGUCAGAGUUGGUGUUUCUUUGCCCUUAUUAGAGAAGCGUAAGAAAGAUAAUGAUAAAGAGGUGUCCCCCUUACCUGUGAAGCACUUUGAUUUUUUAUCUGAGGACAAAAAUGGGGAUGGGAGUAGUCCACGUCCUUGUGUUGCAGAUACUUUAGAAGAUGUUGCAUGUAGAGAUAAUGAACUAUCUGAAUGUGGCUCUGUAAUUUGUAAAGUUCCCCAACCUGUUGUGAAUUUAGAGCAAAAUUGUGACGUUCAGACAACUGAACAAAUUCUUAGUGUGCAAGAGAGGACUUUUGAUCAUCCGAUGCUUGAAGGGAAAGUGGAUUUAUCAACUCAAGAUAAUAAUGCUCUUUUUAUGUCCAAUUCGUCAAUUAAUGACAUCAGGAAACCAGUUGGUAACGGUGAAUCUGAUGAAGCCAGCACGCUGUCAAGUUUCAUGAUGCAUAAGAACAAUUUAGAACUUAGCAACUGGCUUCCUUCAGAAAUAUGCAACAUAUAUAGAAAGAAAGGAAUUUCAAAGUUGUAUCCUUGGCAGGUUGAGUGCCUUCAGGUUGAUGGUGUUUUGCAGAGAAGAAAUCUUGUAUAUUGUGCAUCAACAAGUGCUGGUAAAAGUUUUGUUGCAGAGAUAUUGAUGUUGCGCCAGGUGAUAUCAAGUGGAAAAAUGGCACUGCUUGUGCUUCCAUAUGUAUCAAUCUGUGCAGAAAAGGCAGAGCAUCUUGAACUCCUCCUUGAGCCACUUGGUAAGCAUGUCCGGAGUUAUUAUGGAAUUCAUGGUGGUGGAACACUUCCUAAAGAUACUUCCGUAGCUGUCUGCACAAUAGAGAAGGCGAACUCUUUGAUAAAUCGUUUGCUAGAAGAGGGUCGGUUGUCUGAAAUUGGGAUUAUCAUUAUAGAUGAACUGCACAUGGUUGGUGAUCAAAGCAGGGGUUAUCUUCUGGAACUUAUGUUAACGAAGCUUCGUUAUGCGGGUGGAGAAGGCUCUUCUGAAACAAGUAGUGGUGAAAGUUCAGGCCCGAGUGGCUCUAAGGUUGAUGCUCUGAGUGGCAUACAAAUGGUGGGGAUGAGUGCUACCAUGCCAAAUGUUGCAGCAGUUGCUGACUGGCUUCAAGCAGCACUGUACCAGACAGAUUAUCGACCAGUUCCUUUGGAGGAAUAUAUUAAAAUUGGUGACUCUAUCUAUAACAAAAGAUUAGAAAUUGUUAGAACAAUUCCAAAAGCAGCAGACCUUGGUGGUAAAGAUCCUGAUCAUAUAGUGGAACUAUGCAAUGAGGUUGUUCAAGAGGGUCAUUCAGUGCUAAUAUUUUGUUCCAGUCGAAAAGGAUGCGAGUCAACUGCAAGGCAUGUGGCAAAGUUCAUCACAAAAUUUUCUGUUAGCUUCCGUGAAAAUAACAGUGACUUUGUAGACAUUGCUUCAGCUAUUGAUGCCUUGAAAAGGUCUCCAGCUGGAGUUGAUCCCAUAUUAGAAGAAACUCUUCCUUUUGGUGUUGCCUAUCAUCAUGCUGGCCUCACUGUUGAGGAAAGAGAGAUUGUUGAAAGCUGCUACCGUAGGGGCUUGUACGUAUUUUAACUGCUACAUCUACCUUAGCUGCUGGGGUCAAUCUCCCAGCUAGA
Carica papaya (papaya) is the source of this 2909-nucleotide messenger RNA. NCBI's taxonomy places the organism in Eukaryota, Viridiplantae, Streptophyta, Magnoliopsida, Brassicales, Caricaceae. The record is from RefSeq and is a predicted model, not a curated record.